AAGCUUGUGAAGAAAAAUGUUUGACCUCUGUCAUUGCCAACAAAGGGUAUAUAACAAAGUAUUGAGAUAAACUUUUGCUUCUAAAGCCAUGACAUAAUUUUCUGGAAUUUUCCAAGUUGUUUAAAGGCACAGUCAACUCAGUGUAUGUAAACUUCUGACCCACUGGAAUUGUGAUACAGUGAAAUAAUCUGUCUGUAAACAAUUGUUUGAAAAAUUACUUGUCAUGCACAAAGUAGAUGUCCUAACCGACUUGCCAAAACCAUAGUUUGCCACAAGAAAUUUGUGGAGUGGUUGAAAAACAAGAUUUAAUGACUCCAACCUAAGUGUAUGUAAACUUCCGACUUCAACUGUAUCUUGCUAGCCCUUGAUCAUGACUCUCAGUUCAGUUCCAUUCCAUCUGAGCUAUAUAUAUAUAUACACACACACACACACACACACACACACACACACACACACACAGAGUGCCUUCAGAAAGUAUUCAUACCCCUUAACUUAUUGCACAUUUAUUGUGUUACAGCCUGAAUUCAAAAUGGAUUAAAUAUAUUUUUUUCCUCACCCAUCUACACACAAUACCUUAGAAUGACAAAGUGAAAAUGUGUUUUUAGAAAUGUUUGUAAAUGUAUUGAAAAUUAACAACAGAAAUGUAAUUUACAUAAAUAUUCACUUCCCUGAGUAAAUAGUUUGUAGAAGCACCUUUGGCUGUGAUUAGAGUCAUUUUUGGUAAGUCUCUGAGAGCUUUGCAUACCUGGCUUGUACAAUAUUUUGCCAUUAUUCUUAAAGGUUUUCAAACUCUGUCAUGUUGAUUGGUUAUCAUUGUUAGAGAGCCAUUUUCAAGCCUUGCCAUAGAUUUUCAAAACUAACUAGGCCACUCCGGAACAUUCAAUGUCGUCUUGGUAGGAAACUCUAGGAUUUUGCCUGUGCUUAUAGCUGUAUUCUGUUUAUAAUCCCCCAAAAACUCCCUACUCCUUGCAGAUGACAAGCAUGCCCAUAACAUGAGCAGCCACCACCAUGUAAAUAUGAGGAGUGGUACUCAGCGAUGUUGGAUAUGUCCCAAACAUAAACUCAGGAGAAAAAAAACGUCCUCUCACUGUCAACUGUGUUUAUUUCAGCGAACUUAACAUGUGUAAAUAUUUGUAUGAACAUAAGAUUCAACAACUGAGACGUAAACUGAAGAUGUGCCACAGACAUGUGACUAACAGAAAAUGAAUAAUGUGUCCCUGAACAAAGUGGCGGGUCAAAAUCAAAAGUAACAGUCAGUAUCUGGUGUGGACACCAACUGCAUUAAGUACUGCAGUGCAUCUCCUCAUGGACUGCACCAAAUUUGCCAGUUCUUGCUGUGAGAUGUUACACCACUCUUCCACCAAGGCACCUGCAAGUUCCUUGACAUUUCUGGGGGGAAUGGCCCUAGGCCUCACUCUCCAAUCCAACAGGUCCCAGAAGUGCUCAAUGGGAUUGAGAUCCGGGCUCUUCGCUGGCCAUGGCAGAACGCUGACAUUCAUGUCUUGCAGGAAAUCACGCACAGAACGAGCAGUGUGGCUGGUGGCAUUGUCAUGCUGGAGGGUCAAAUUAGGAUGAGCCUGCGGGAAGGGUACCACAUGAGGGAGGAGGAUUUCUUCCCUGUAACGCACAGCAUUGAGAUUGCCUGCAAUGACAACAAGCUCAUGCUGUGACACACCAUGACGGACCCUCCACCUCCAAAUCGAUCCCGCUCCAGAGUACAGGCCUCAGCGUAACGCUCAUUCCUUUGACGAUAAAUGCAAAUCCGACCAUCACCCGUGGUGAGACAAAAACGUGACUCGUCAGUGAAGAGCACAUUUUUUCCAGUCCUGUCUGGUCCAGUGACGGUGGGUUUGUGCCCAUCGGCAACAUUGUUGCCGGUGAUGUCUGGUGAGGACCUGCCUUACAACAGGCCUACAAGCCCUCAGUCCAUUCUCUCUCAGGCUAUUGCGGACAAUCUGAGCACUGAUGGAGGGAUUGUGUGUUCCUGGUGUAACUCGGGCAGUUGUUGUUGCCAUCCUGUAAUUGUCCCCCAGGUGUGAUGUUCAGAUGUACGAAUCCUGUGCAGGUGUUGUUAUACGUGGUCUGCCACUGCGAGGACGUUCAGCUGUCCGUCCUGUCUCCCUGUUGCGCUGGCUUUGGCGUCUCACAGUACGGACAUGGCAAUUUAUUGCCCUGGCAACAUCGCAGGCCUCAUGCCUCUUGCAGCAUGCCUAAGGCACGUUCACGCAGAUGAGCAGGGACCCUGGGCAUCUUUUUUUGGUGUUUAUCAGAGUCAGUAGAAAGGCCUCUUUAGUGUCCUGAGUUUUCAUAACUGUGACCUUAAUUGUCUACCGUCUGUAAGCUGUUAGUGUCUUAACGACCGUUCCACAGGUGCAUGUUCAUUAAUUGUUUAUGGUUAAUUGAAAAAGCAUGGGAAUCAGUGUGUGAACCCUUUACAAUGAAGAUCUGUGAAUUUAUUUGAAUUUUUACGAAUUAUCUUUGAAAGACAGGGUCCUGAAAAAGGGAUGUUUCUUUUUUUGCUGAGUUUAUAAUGCUUUCUAUUCAGGACAAAAAGUAUAUUUCUUUGUUCUAUUUUUUGCAGUAUUACUUAAGUAUUACUUGCAAACAGGGUGCAUGUUUUGGAAUAUUUUUAAUCUGUACAGGCUUCAUUCCUUUCAUUCUGUCAUUUAGGUUAGUAUUGUGGAGUAACUAAAAUGUUGUUGAUCCAUCCAUUAAACUCAGUAGCUGUUUUAAAGUCUUUGGCCUCAUGGUGAAAUCCCUGAGCAGCUUCCUUCCUCUCUGGCAACUGAGUUUGAAAGGAUGCCUGAAUCUUUGUAUUGAUACACCUUCCAAAGCCUAAUUAAUAACUUCACCAUGCUCAAAGGGAUAUUCAGCAUCUGCUUUUUUUAAUUAUUAUUAUUUUUACACCUACCAAUUGGUGCCCUUCUUUGCGAUGCAUUGGAAAACCUUGUUGGUCGUUGUGGUUGAAUCUGUGCUUGAAAUUCAUUACUCGAUUUGAGGGACCUUACAGGCAACUGUAUGUGUGGGGUAAAGAGAUGGAGUAGUUAUUCAAACAUCAUGUUAUUGAACAUGGAAUGAGUCCAUGCAACUUAUUAUGUGAUUUGUUAAGCAUAUUUUUACUCUUAAACUUAUUUAGGCUUGCAAUAACAAAGGGGUUGAAUAUUUAUUGACUCAAGACAUUUCAGCUUUUUUUAAAUUAAUAAUUUAAAUCUACAAAACAAAAUCCACUUUGACAUUAUGGGGUAGUGUGUGUAGAUUGACACUAUCAAUUGAAUCAAUAAAAAAUGUAGCCUAACACAACAAAAUGUGGCAUAGGUAAAGGAGUGUGAAUACUUUCUGAAUGCACUGUAUAUGACUCUGCAUUACACAAAAAUAGUCAUUUGACUAAGGUGUCUUCUGUAGUGGGUAGUUUUUGUUAAGAGCAGUGACGCUCGGCCUGAACAUUUUGACACGCAUCUCUUGCGGUAUGGUUUUGGAAGCAUAAGGACCUUAUCUUUCAUAUUGGCGAGAAAUAAUUUUUAAAAAACAGGUUAAAUUGAUACACACCUUUUUAUAGGGUUAGGGUUCCCCACACGGCCUUAUUUCCAUGUUACAGCGCUUGUUUACGAAAGACAGUCGACUACCUGUGCUAAUUAGCUGACAAAUGCAAAUGUUGAGGAAGGUGUAGACAAUAACCAAUCGACAAGAUUAAGAUCAAACCUGGGAAAAAGCAACGCAAUAAAACCAAGAUGACUAGAAGUCAUCGUGACCACAUCAAAACGGAUUGUGAAACACAGUCAGAUGAUGUUGACUCCAGUAGAGAAGAUUCAGACAUUGGCCAAGCCCACUCUCUCAGCAGUAAUGGGUUUACUUUCAACAUCAUCCAAAUCAAAGAGGAGGAAACAGACUUUGACGUGCAUGAAACAAGUGAGGAACAUAAUGGAAUCAGAUCAAAUUGUCACUUGGAUUCUAGAGCACUCCACCAGGAUUCUUUAACCAUCAAAACCAAGACUGAAACCGAUUCUGUUUACAUUGGCCAGGGAACGACAGAAAUUAAGACUGAGCAUGAUUCUGAAAUCAGAGUGGUUAAGACUGAAACUCUAGUGUUCUCCCCCCCACACAGCUGCCCCCACUGCAGUUGCAUGUUCCACACACCACAGCAGCUACUUGUCCACACCUGCCAGGUUGUGAAUUCUGACAACAUUGUGGAUUUUUUGUUGAAGACCCCGUUUCAUUCUUUGGAGUCCACAGAAAAGGUGCGAAUUAAAACAGAGGGUCGACCUCUGCCUGAAAUCAAGUACAUAAGGAAGGAUGACAAAGUGAGGAGGGCGUUCAAUACCAACUGGUAUAAAAAGUAUCAAUGGCUAACAGGUAGUCUUUCAUCAAGCCGCUUGUAUUGCUGGCCUUGUCUGCUCUUUGGAACGUUUGAGCCUUGGGCUAAAGGGGGGUUCAGUGACCUGAAGAACAUUGACCGUUCAGCUAAACGGCAUGACGAAAGCCGGGAGCAUCUCAACUCCUACGCGAAACUUAAGCUUUUGGGACAGCCGAGUCAUUGUGCCAAUCACUCACUCAAUGAAGGCCUGCGUAUUCAAGCUGCGCAACACAACGAAAAGGUCAGAAGGAACAGGGAUGUUCUCAAACGCCUCAUUGAUAGCAUUGCAUUCUUAGGCAUGCAAGAGUUGGCUUUUAGGGGGCACGAUGAGACGGAAAGUUCCGCUAACAAAGGCAACUUCAGGGAAUUGGCAGAGGUAAUUGCGCGGUAUGAUGCUUUACUUGCUCAGCAUAUGGAAUCUUCAACUGUGUUCACUGGAAUGUCAAGAACUAUUCAGAAUGACUUGAUAACUGCUAUCGCAUCAUCAAUUAGAAGUGAGAUUAAAAGCGAGGUUGACGCUGCUCCAUUUUUCUCAUGGCAAAUGGAUGAAACUACAGACCAUUCGCAGUUGUCUGUCAUUGUCAGGUAUGUGGAUGAUCGGGGGUGUGUCCAGGAGCGUUUCUUGGGCUACUUUGAUGUGUCAGCUGGGCGAGAUGCACAGUCUGUGUUUGAUCUAGUGAAUUCGGAGAUGUCAGAGUUUAACUUUGUGGAGAAACUAGUCGCUCAAACAUAUGAUGGCGCUGCUGUAAUGGCUUCUGAUUUAAAUGGUCUGCAAGCAAAAGUAAGAGCUGUAGCUCCGAGGGCCACCUUUGUGCAUUGCUAUGCACAUCCCCUCAACUCCGUAUUAAGCCAGAGCGUGAAGUCUAUGCCCAAGACCAAGGUUUUCUUUGCCACACUGGGUGGCUUCGCAACUUUCUUUUGUAAGUCCACCAAUAGAAUGCUGCUAGAAAAGGCCACUUGUGUAAGUUUGCCCAAAAACGCACCAACACAUUGGAAUUUCACAUCCAGAGUCGUUAACACAGUGGCAAAAAACUUUGAGCAUCUGUUGGCCACAUUCACAGGUAUCACAGAGCAUCCUAACAUGGAUGAUGACACAAUUUUCGAUGCAAAUGGGUUCAAGACUCAGCUGGAAGAUUUUCAUUUUAUUUUUUUACUUCUCACUUUUGAAUAUAUAUUUGCUUGCACAGAUGUGGUUUUUGACAGUGUGCAACAGAAUGCCAUGGAUGUAGAAUUUUGUAAGAGGAGGAUUGAGAAUCUUUUACUCAAGAUAGAGGAGCACAAAUCUGAAGAAUUUAGUGCUAUAUAUCAGAAGGCUUCGAACAUGACAGAUGAUCCAGAGUUGAUGCACAGAAGGAAGCGGAGGCAGGGCACUCAGGAUGUACUGCAGACGUACAAAUCACUGUACGAUUCAAUCCAUGACAACAUCAAGACACAAAUAGCACAGAGGUUCCAAAGCCUGGACAGCAGGAGAUACAUGGAGUUGUUAGAUGAUGAGAAAUUUGAGUCAUUCCGGAGUGAAUUCCCUGCAAAUGCAAUGGAAAGCCUGUCCCAGAGCUAUGGAUGUUUUUUCAACAUGGAAAAACUGAAAAAUGAGCUGCAAGUGUUCUACUGUGGUGAGGAGCUUCAAGGGAACAGUCGGAAACUGUGUGACAGAAUCUUGCAUUUCAAGGGGUGUGGAUUGAAUGAAGUGAUGCCUGAGGUGUACCGGCUCAUGUGCCUAGUUGCAACUAUAGGGGCAACGUCAGCGGGCGUGGAGAGCAGAUUCUCUCGUCUGAAGAGGCUGAAAAGCUACACAAGGAACACCAUGGGACAAGAGCGACUCAAGAACCUGGCAAUCCUAUCCAUAGAAAGGAGAAUUCUUAAAUCACUACAGAAGAAUCCUCACUGGUAUGAGAGGGUCAUUGACCAGUUUGCCAACCAGACUAUGAGAAGAAUGGACUUUAUAUUCAAGCCCAACUGUGUUUUGAAUUGGUUUGUUUCCAACAGUGAUUGAGGCCGGAUGGUGGAAACUCCCUGAACUACUGAGAGGGAGUAAAAGGUCCCAUGAUGCCAGUAAUGUAUUAAAAGCAGCUUGUAGCUCCUGUUUGUAAGCAUGUGCACAUGUCCACAUCCUCUCAUUCUUCCUCUGGAGACCUCAACCCUUCUCAUGCACUGCAGUCAGCGUUGACUAAAGCGGUCAGUGUCAUCGAAAGAUGUCAAACAAACUGACCGCUGCUGCUGCUACUAAAGAACAUUCAAACUUAAACUAUUUUGCUGAAUGCCUAUUUUCCUUUUCUAGUUUAUAUGCCUUUUGUACCCUGCACCCAAAGACUUAUUUGAACUGUUGAGUUGAGCAUGGUUCUUGAUUUUGUGUUGUAUUUUAUAGUUAUUAUGGAUCCCCAUUAGCUACUCUUCCUGGAGUCCAGCAAAAUUAAGGCAGUUAUAACAUUUUUGUAGUUGAUUAACAAGGGAAAAGUGAUGCACAGAUGAUGGUUGUAUAUGCCUGACUUACUUUUGUCAUCCCCUGGCAGUAACAAUGAUUGCUGUGAAUAAAGUAUGUGAAAAAGUA
Molecule: messenger RNA, 6899 nt
Organism: Oncorhynchus masou masou (cherry salmon)
Lineage: Eukaryota; Metazoa; Chordata; Actinopteri; Salmoniformes; Salmonidae
Product: zinc finger MYM-type protein 1-like
Exons: 3
Coding region: 3729-6344 (871 amino acids)
Molecular function (GO): protein dimerization activity
Source: RefSeq, a predicted model, not a curated record